UCACAUCUCUCCUCACCUCGAACCACUCUCUGCAAUCCAAUCAAUCCUCCUUCUCUUCCUCUUUUGAUCCUUUUCAUUUCACGCUCUAAGAUCAUGGGUGUUUUCACUUACGAGCAGGAGAUCACUUCUUCAGUUCCCCCGGCCAAGAUGUUCAAGGCCGCUGUCCUUGAUGCUGACAACCUCAUUCCCAAGGUCAGGCCUCAAGCUAUCAAGUGCGUGGAAGUCAUUCAAGGAGACGGAGGCCCUGGAACCAUCAAGAAGAUUCACUUUGGUGAAGGCCACAAAUUCAAAAGCAUGACACACCGGAUUGAUGCGAUUGACAAAGAGAAAUUCUCACUCUGCUACACUGUGAUCGAGGGGGAUGUUUUGACUGACGGCGUUGAAUCAAUUUGCCAUGAGCUCACAGUGGUGCCUGCUCCAGGUGGAGGAUCCAUCUACAAGAACACCAGCAAGUACCACACCAAGGGCGCUGAGGUCUGUGAAGAGCACGUUAAGGGUGGCAAAGAGGAUGCUCUCGCAACGUUCAAGGCUAUUGAAGCCUACGUCCUGGCCCAUCCUGAUGCCUAUUAAGUUUCCUGUCAUGUUCUAUUGAGUAAGAGAUACUAGUCUCUUGAGUGCUCUACCUUCAUAGCAUCAGUCAACGUGUGGACGUUUUGUGUUUAUGCCAUAUGGCCAAAGUAGCCUCGGCUUAAAAAUAAGAUUUUCCUAGGUGUGAACCUUGGUGUACUUGUAAUGUUUUGUUGGAAUGAAGAGUCAUGGUUGUAUUACCUCAAUAAAUAUAAUGAAAAUCAUCUUCUUAUGUUGUAUUACCUUAA
Molecule: messenger RNA, 815 nt
Organism: Vitis riparia (riverbank grape)
Lineage: Eukaryota; Viridiplantae; Streptophyta; Magnoliopsida; Vitales; Vitaceae
Product: major strawberry allergen Fra a 1-2-like
Exons: 2
Coding region: 94-570 (158 amino acids)
Biological process (GO): defense response; abscisic acid-activated signaling pathway
Cellular component (GO): nucleus; cytoplasm
Molecular function (GO): protein phosphatase inhibitor activity; abscisic acid binding; signaling receptor activity
Source: RefSeq, a predicted model, not a curated record